CCAUAACCCACGGUCUAAGGUUUAAAUCUGAACUGAACCACGACCGACCUGGACUGAAGCCAAGGUACACAAAAUUCGUGCCCUCUCCGUCCCCUCUCCCUUCUUCCUUCCCACAAACUCUUUUCUUCUACGAUCCACUCUGUCAUUAUAUCCACACAUCUACGCCCACUUCGCUGGACAUCAAUCGACACCACUAAAUCGCCAGAUCCGCAACCGUCUCACCAACCCCAACUCCACGAACAACUGAAAACCGUCCAUUCGGCGCAAGUCGCACUUGGAACACUCACCAGGUGGAGGUUCCAGUCACUGAACCGUCUUCGAAGUGAACAUCUCGGGUCCUCCAACGUCACUUCAUGCACAGCGUCAAGAUGUGUCAAUCCAGCAACUACGGAUCCUCCCCAGACGCCCAAAAGGUUCAGAAGACCGACGACAUCUGUAACAUGGCCAAGCAAAUCAUCCACGACGCAAAAAUGGACCUUCAGAGAAUUCUCAACAAUGCUACAUCAACAACGACAUCAGAACCCACUGCCGGGAAGCGAGCAGGAAAGUUGACCUCACGUGACACAGAACAUCUGACCAUCAAGCAAAAGUUAAUCAACGGCUUUGCUAAAAUCAUCAGCGUGGCAGAAUCAAUCACAGGUAUCAGGAGAGUCACCCAAGAACCAAAUACUGUUUUCUUCUUGAAAAAGCAAUCGCCUACAGCACAUCUUUCAAUAUUAAGAAAUCCGACACGAGCCUACGAGCGUGCGACACCCGCUUUCUCUCCAGCAUUGGGUCACGCAUCCGACGCAUAUAUUCGCUUAAACCAGCGCCAAUACCAACAAGAUAGAAUAACGGUUGAGAACGGCGACUACAUGGAAACCAUAAAGAAUACGGCUCACCGAAUGGCUCAAGUAAAGAGAUAUAAGCAGGCGAAGAAAUCCCUGAGCCAGAUUCAACAAGAUCAUGAUGCGUGGGUUUAUGACAAACACACAGUGGACGUGUUAUGCGAAAAGAUACAUAAGGAUGCUUUGUUUUGGAGAUCUUGCCAUGAGGACACAAUUACGGUUGUGAACCAGGACGGGACGAAGGAAGAGCAAUGGUACCAAAACGACCAAGAUCGGUGUCUUGGAAGUUCCAUCGAGGAUCAAAUGCAAAUGCAAGGUCGGAGCAUCAAGGAAUGGGCCGGACUCAGAAAGGCGGUCGAAGAUUUGGAGCAAGAGGCGAGACACGAAAGAAUGGUCAAGCAUCGAGAGCAAUGGCGGCAAACCAAAUACGUCCCAGAAGAGUAUAAUUCGGAUACCGAUGACUCAGAUAUGGAAGAGGAUGACGACGAGGAUUACGGUCACCUAUACGACGAUGUCGAUGUCGCGCAGGUUAGAAUAAGCGAGGUCGUUGCCAAGGACGAAGCUAUAACGACUUCGCCAGCCUCAUCAAGUGGUAUCCCACAGAUAAAAUCUGCGAAUCUCGAGGAACAUCUUGAAAUUCUCGACUACCAUACACCCACACUCAAAACACAUCUCGACAACAUAGUCGAAACAAAAACCACUCAAACCAAUUUCACAACAAACCAAGCAUCUAGUGAAAUGGCUUUGACCACAACAAAGACCACCAAGGAGGUCGUCACCGAGACCGACGCGGUCAUCUCCCUUGUGGACACUCUCCUUUCUGAUCUCAAAGACCGCUAUGAGUUCUACUACACCUCAUCUAACGUCCACAUGAACAACGUGCUUGAGGCCAUGCGACCUAGAACCCUCGGUUACAAGUGCAGUUGGACAGUCCGCCCCAUGGCAAUGACCGAGAAGAACCUCACACCACCACCAGUCAACCAACCCCCCGCAAUCCGCCUCACCAAUCCUUCGGGAGUAACCUGCGAGCUCAUUGAAGGUUUCCAGGAUCUAUCGGACCCGUGGUUCGAAGACUAUGUCGCGUGGCGUGAGGAAGAGCAAGACGACCUCAUCCAGGCGGUACAGGAGUGGAGAGAAAAGGAGGAGACGUUUGAUGAGUAUGACCGUCGUCUAGUUUGCGAGGAGUUCUGGGAUAAAUGCUUGGAGAAGGAUCUGAAGCGCAUCAUGCAGGAGAGAAAGAAGUGGGAGGAUAUGGACGUCGUCUUCGAGGACGAUUCCGAAGAUUCUGAUGACGACGACGAUGAUUGGGAUGAGUAUUCCUGCUCACGAUCCCGCUCGUCAUCAAGCACGACAUUGGUCCCAGACCAGGAGGAGACCGGCGUUGAGACCGGCGCUCAAGAGGAAGAGGACGAGGACGAGGACGAAGACGAGGAGGAGGAGCCCGAGACCAACACCGAGACGGAGAUACUCACCGCUCUCGAAGUAGCACGCACAAACCUGGCCGAAUACAACACCAGCCUCGCCAACUCGGUCGUUAUCGCCAAAACCAAAGCCAUCAACUACCACCUAGAACGCGUGCACGAUAGCCCCCAACACAACAAAGCAACCGAAGACGCCCAAGCCGUCAAGGACUCCUACACUCACAACCUCUCCUACUCCAUCAUCCGUCUCCGUCUCCGAAUGGCACAGGACGGUCUCAUCCCUUCCGACAAGUCCAACUUCGUCUACACGCCCACCAAGCCCACCGGACCAGGAACAAUCACAUUCACCGGCCGGAUCAGAGAAUUCCUCAAAAUCAACAAAGAUGUUCAUGACCGUGCGUUUAGCGUCCUCAGAGAGGAUAUCCGUGUCCAGGCUAUUCACAAGAUGGAUUUCUUCAAGGAGGUUAAGGUCUCGAUGGCUCAUGUGGCGGAUCUGUAUCGAGAUGUUAAGAAUGCGAAGGUUUUUAGAAAGGAGGUUAAGCGAGCGAAUAAGCAGAUGGAAGUGCAGAGUACGGUGGUGAGCGCGUUGGUACAUGAGGGAGUUGCGGAGGCGGAGAAGUGGGAGAAGGAGGAGAAGGAGGAGAAGGAGAAGGAGAAGGAGAAGAAGAUGGCUGGUGAGGUGGUGAAGAAAGGAAGAGCGAGACCGGUGGAGAAGGAGGAUUUGUUAGUUGUGUUAGGGACGAUGGGAGAUAUGAUGGGUGUUGAGGUUGGUGGGAAGAAGGCUGGGGCGAAGGCUGGGAAGUCUGGGGACAAGGGAAAGGGCAAGGGCAAGGAUAAGGGCAAGGGUAAGGGCAAGGGUAAGGGCAAGGGAAAUGGAAAGGGAAAGGGAAAGGGCAGACGGAAGGGAAAAGGCAAAUGGAGGAAGUAA
Cadophora gregata is the source of this 3176-nucleotide messenger RNA. RefSeq lists its product as uncharacterized. The record is from RefSeq and is a predicted model, not a curated record. Bases 354 to 3176 code for a protein of 940 amino acids. The transcript has a single exon. Lineage: Eukaryota; Fungi; Ascomycota; Leotiomycetes; Helotiales; Ploettnerulaceae.